Messenger RNA from Aricia agestis (brown argus), 3169 nucleotides. RefSeq names its product probable ATP-dependent RNA helicase DDX46 (gene Prp5). The record is from RefSeq and is a predicted model, not a curated record. Gene Ontology annotation, cellular component: nucleus. Lineage: Eukaryota; Metazoa; Arthropoda; Insecta; Lepidoptera; Lycaenidae. The transcript has 18 exons. The coding region runs from base 147 to 3149 and encodes 1000 amino acids. Gene Ontology annotation, biological process: mRNA splicing, via spliceosome. Gene Ontology annotation, molecular function: RNA helicase activity; ATP binding; nucleic acid binding.
GAAUUUGUGUCGUGUUUAUACCAGUUUAGAGUUUAGUAAAAUGCUGAUAAAAAGGCUUUAAUUAAAUUUAAAAUGAUGAGAUGAUCAAUUGAGCCAAUCAUAUUUUAUAAACUUUACUUGUGCUAAAUUUUGAAUAAGUUUUUGCAAUGGUUAGGAGUGGUCGUGACCGGGAUAGGGAUCGAGAUCGCAGACGGUCACACAGUCGAUCCGUAAGUCCAGAUCGAAAGAGAAGACGCUCGCGUUCAAGGAGUAGAGACAGAACUUCUAAAACUUCGAAAAGGAAGCGAAGCCGUAGCAGGGAGAGAGAGUCAAAACGAGAUCGUAGCAGAGAUAGAGAGAGGGACAGAAAAAGUGACAAACGAGAUGACAAAAGGAAUGGAUCCAGUAGUAGUAAAUCCAGGAAGAAAUCUCCUGAUAAGGAGAGGGAUAGAUCAAAGUCUAAAGAGAAAUCAACAAAGGCAGAAGCUGGGGACUACAAUAUUGGUUCUGCUGACAAGGAAGAAGAGCAAAGUCGUUUGGAAGCUGAGAUGCAGAAACGUAGGGACCGAAUUGAAAGAUGGAGAGCCGAGAGGAAACGCAAGGAACUGGAGUCGGCUAAAAAGGAGGUGCAGAAGGGAAGCAUAGUAACAAACAUCCAAACACCCACUUCUAAGAAAUGGUCAUUGGAAGAUGACUCUGGGGAUGAAGGUGAAGAUGGUGAAUCCAAAGAGAAACAAGCAGCAGAAGAGAAAAAAGAGGAAGAAGAUGAAAUUGAUCCUUUAGAUGCUUACAUGCAAGAAGUACAGCAGGAGGUACGUAAAGUCAACGAGUUGGACCAGUCCAGGGGCAUAAUAAGUGUGCCGUCUGCUGGUGGUACAGGUGUGGUGAUACUAACAGGAACUGCUAAGAAGAAGGUCACUGAAGAGAAAAAUAAAGGUGAGCUUAUUGAGCAGAAUCAAGAUGGCCUCGAAUACUCAUCAGAAGAGGAGACAGAGAAUAUACAAGACCAAGCGGCCAAUUUGGCUUCAAAACAGAGGAAGGAAUUGGCCAAAGUUGACCAUGCAAGUUUGGACUAUAUGCCCUUCAGAAAAGCUUUUUAUACUGAGGUCACUGAACUAGCAAGAAUGACUCCCGAAGAGGUAGAGGCUUACCGUACUGAGUUAGAGGGUAUCAGAGUGAAAGGCAAAGGGUGUCCAAAACCCAUCAGAUCUUGGGCCCACUGUGGUAUUAGUAAAAAGGAGAUGGAUAUACUGAAGAAGCUUGGAUUCGAAAAACCGACGCCCAUUCAAGCACAAGCUAUACCUGCUAUUAUGUCUGGAAGGGAUCUCAUUGGUAUAGCAAAAACUGGUUCUGGAAAGACUCUUGCAUUCAUACUGCCUAUGUUUAGACACGUUUUGGACCAGCCACCUUUAGAAGACACGGAUGGUCCAAUUUCACUCAUCAUGACUCCGACAAGAGAACUAUGCAUGCAGAUCGGAAAGGAUAUAAAGAAAUUCGCCAAGUCUCUGGGAUUGAGGGUGGUCUGUGUGUAUGGUGGAACUGGUAUAUCUGAACAGAUAGCGGAGCUGAAACGCGGCGCGGAGAUGAUAGUGUGCACGCCGGGGCGCAUGAUCGACAUGCUGGCCGCCAACUCCGGCCGCGUCACCAACCUGCGCCGCGUCACCUACAUCGUGCUCGACGAGGCCGACCGCAUGUUCGACAUGGGCUUCGAGCCGCAGGUGAUGAAAAUAAUAGACAAUGUGCGUCCUGACCGUCAGACGGUGAUGUUCAGUGCGACUUUUCCGCGACAGAUGGAGGCGCUCGCUCGACGGAUAUUACAGAAACCUAUUGAAGUGCAGGUCGGUGGUCGCAGCAUAGUGUGUAAAGACGUGGAGCAGCAUGUAGCCGUGUUGGAAGAAGACGCCAAGUUCUUUAAGCUAUUAGAACUCCUCGGGCUAUACAGUCAGAUGGGCAGCAUAAUAGUCUUCGUGGACAAGCAGGAGAAUGCUGAUAGCCUGCUUAAAGACUUGAUGAAGGCGUCAUAUUCCUGCAUGAGCUUGCACGGAGGCAUUGAUCAAUUCGACAGGGACUCAACUAUCGUGGACUUCAAGUCGGGGAAAGUGAAGCUGCUGGUUGCUACUAGCGUGGCUGCGCGAGGGCUGGACGUUAAACAGCUGGUGUUGGUGGUUAAUUACGACUGUCCCAAUCAUUAUGAGGAUUAUGUGCAUAGAUGCGGUCGCACCGGUCGAGCGGGCAACAAGGGCUACGCUUGGACGUUCCUCACGCCCGAGCAGGGUCGGUACGCGGGUGACGUACUCCGAGCUAUGGAGUUAGCUGGGGCGGUGGCGCCGCCCGAGUUGAGAGCCCUGUGGGACUCCUAUAAGGACGCGCAAGAGAAGGACGGCAAGAAGGUGCAUACUGGCGGCGGGUUUAGUGGCAAGGGCUUCAAGUUUGAUGAAUCCGAAGCGCAGGCGGCAUCAGAGCGGAAGAAGUAUCAAAAGGCGGCUUUAGGGCUGCAGGACUCCGACGACGAGGACGUGGAGGGAGACCUCGACCAGCAGAUUGAGACCAUGCUCGCUGCCAAGAAGAUCGUUAAGGAGAUUAAGCCGGGCGUAGUCGGAGCGCCAGCGGCGGCGGCCAGCGCCGACGGCAAGCUGGAGCUGGCGCGGCGGCUGGCGUCGCGCAUCAACCUGGCGAAGGGGUUGGGCGAGCACAAGGGCGCCACGCAGCAGGCCGCCGAGGCGAUACUGAAGGGCGCGCCCUCCGCACACACGCUCAUCACGGCGAAGACAGUAGCGGAACAGUUAGCCGCUAAACUGAACACGCGGCUCAACUACCAGCCGCGCGAGGAGGGCGGGGAGGCGGCGGAGGAGGUUUUCCGCAAGUACGAGACCGAGCUCGAGAUCAACGACUUCCCGCAGCAGGCGCGCUGGCGGGUCACCAGCAAGGAGGCCCUAGCUUUGAUCAGUGAGUACUCGGAGGCGGGCAUCACGGUGCGAGGAACCUACGUACCCCCCGGCAAAACACCCCCCGAGGGGGAGAGGAAGCUCUACCUGGCGAUCGAGAGCUCCCAGGAGCUGGCUGUGGCGAAGGCCAAGUCCGAGAUCACGAGGCUGAUCAAGGAGGAACUGCUGAAACUACAGUCGUCCGCCCACCACAUGAUCAACAAAGCUAGAUAUAAGGUCCUAUAAGGGAAUAUAGUUUGAACAUA